Trichoplusia ni (cabbage looper) is the source of this 1666-nucleotide messenger RNA. Its product is annotated as leucine-rich repeat-containing protein 23-like. The transcript is spliced from 4 exons. Gene Ontology annotation, molecular function: protein binding. The coding region runs from base 537 to 1589 and encodes 350 amino acids. Lineage: Eukaryota; Metazoa; Arthropoda; Insecta; Lepidoptera; Noctuidae. The record is from RefSeq and is a predicted model, not a curated record.
AUUGUUUUUUGACAAAUGUGUCUUAAGUUACUAAGCUCUAACUGGAAUUUUAUUUUUCUAUAAAGUCUAUAAAACUUUCUAACUGAAUAUUAUGUUUGCGUUAUUCUAAAGAAGGUAAUGGGAUAAGAAAAUUUUAACUUUCAUUUUUAUUUUUUCUCUCUCUCUUUAUAAGUUACGCUUUGUCUUGAAAUCCUACAAUUUUCUGAAUCUAAACUGAUUAUUCUUAGUAUUUCAACGUGUUGUUGAAAUAUUAGCGAUUGAUUAAAUAGAAGCUAUUUUUAUAACUAGGUGAUUCAUAUAAUAAAGUAAAAGAGAUUAAUAAUAAUUUAUCAUUUUAAUAGUUAUAAUUUUCCGCGGUUAUUAACCAUCAUUAAACCCACACGUAUACACUAUGACGUCCGAAAAACUUGUUAACAAAACCUCAUUUCGAAACCGAUUUCAUCUGAACAAAAAAUUAAAACAUUAUAUUUUGUCAAUGUGACGUUUGGACGUAUUAUAGUCAUUAAUUUUUCGAAUGUUUUAAAUAGAGCUUCAAUAUGUUGAAAUCUCAUUUCAAUCUAGUUUAUGACGAUGAAGAGCCUAAAGCUGAGGAGGAACAUGAGCAGGAAGCUGAGGAGGCACCGGAAAGUGAAGUUAUUCCUGAAAGGGUUCUCAAGAGGUCGGAGAUCAGCGUCCGGCUCAGUAUGCUCGGGAAAACGGCAGAAGGAGACGGAUAUACAUAUCUGAAGGCGACCCUAACGGCAAUGAAACUAACAGACAUUGUCAGCGUCAAAUUCUUCACACAUCUUAUGUUCUUAGAUGUAUCCGAAAACUAUUUAGAUAAUAAGGCCUUGCAAGCCGUCAGUGAGCUACCAUGUUUAAUAUUUUUACAAGCAGACAAAAACAGAAUUACUUCAGCAGCAUUGAAAAGAAUGAAGUACCUCCAAGUGAUCGUAAUGAACCAUAAUCAAAUAAGCUCGGUUUCUGAUAUAUAUCAAGAUCAAAUUAGUACUAUAGAAAUUGGUUACAACAAAAUACAAAAAGUCGCCUUUCCGUACGGCCUGUUUCAAUUGAAAGUUAUAGAUCUCCGAUACAAUGAAAUAACAGAAAUCACUGGUUUCGAUCUUCCCAAUUUGGACAGUUUAUACCUAGCUGGAAACAAAAUAACAAGUUUGGUCGGCUUAGAGAAAUUAGUAAACUUGAGAAUUCUUCAUGUGCGAAACAAUCCUAUAAAACUGCUGAACGGUUUUGAUGAAGGGCUUAAAAAGCUGACGUAUAUUAACCUGCGCAAUUGUAAGGUGACAACACUAAAACAGGUCAAGAAAUUGAGGGUUCUACCCGCGUUAGAGACUCUGAAUAUGAGAGGGUGUCCGUAUAUGGGGGGUCCGGGCGAGGAAGGUGCGGACGGCGCUGAUGAAGAAGAAGACCCUGAUAUAAGGAUAGAGACGCUGGCAGCCUUACCUCGUCUUAAGCGGAUUAAUAAGGAUCCUGUAUCCCCGGAAGAAAGAGAUGAAGCUAAGGAAAUGAUGACGCAAUGGAUCGAAGAGGGAGAAAAGGAUGAGGAAGAGAUUGAGGAAGAACAUGAAGAGGAAACAGUCCAUGAAGAUUAACUGCUUAAAUGUGGACUUAAUGAGCUGUUGUUGAAGCGAGACGUAGCUAUGCGAAGUGCAGUCGUCUGUCUCGCUCU